AGAAGUCAAAGCAAAAUCUCAGUCGAGUGAUGGAUAGCGAACUACAUGGGCUGAAUGCCGGCUCUGAUAGAGAAUGCGAAAGGCUGGAUUAUUUUGAUGAUGUAGAGAACAACCGCAAAUCCAGCGGGUCGAUCCCUUUGAAAAGGCAAGAAUUGCUUAAAUGGCACGGCUGGGGUUAUAAAGACACUAAGGUGAUUGUUACUCAAAGAGGCAAACUUUUUAUCACGAGCAACAGGUAUCCACUGGUGAAAAUCAGUCAGGUGUCGCAGAAGGUGAGGGAGUGGAUUCAGCAAGUUUGGGGCAUCGACUUGUAUGAGGUAGAGAAUAUCCCAGAACCACCAGAAAAUCCUGAAAUUUCCAACUUUCCAGGCCCUUUUCUUGACAGUGAGUUCCUUGACGGGUUGCUUACAUUGCAAAUCGUAUAUUCAACUGACGGCGAAGAUCGAUUUUUCCGCAGUCACGGCCAGGCCAUGAGCGAUAUAAUGAAUGCGCGUCAGUACCAAAUCACCCGACUACCUGAUUUAGUGGUUUGGCCAAACAGCCACGAGGACGUUGUGAAAAUAGUAGAUUUGUCCAACAAAUGCAAUAUUGUAAUUAUUCCUUUCGGCGGCGGAACUAAUGUGACCAGUGCUGUGACUUGCAAUCCAAAUGAGACCAGAAUGAUUGUUUCGCUCGAUACUUCGCAAAUGAAUCAAAUAUUGUGGCUGGACAAACGCAACCUGACAGUUUGCGUGCAAAGCGGAAUUACAGGUCAGGAUUUGGAAGAACAGCUUUUUAGAGAGGGUUUUACAACUGGACACGAUCCAGACUCAUUAGAAUUUUCGAGUGUUGGUGGAUGGGUGUCAACGCGUGCAUCCGGAAUGAAGAAAAACCGAUACGGAAAUAUUGAAGACCUUGUUGUGCACAUCAGAUUCGUGACAGCAGUUGGUGUACUUGAAAAGGAAAGCAGGGGUCCUCGCAUUUCUUGCGGAAUAGACUUUAACCAGAUAAUUUUAGGUUCCGAAGGUACUCUUGGUGUGAUAACAGAAGUCUGCCUCAAAGUCCGGCACUUGCCUCAACUUCAAGUGUAUGCUUCGUUCGUUUUCCCAGAUUUUGAAACGGGAGUAAAAUUUACUCAUGACGUUGCUAUGAAGAAUAUUCAACCGGCGUCGUUGAGACUGAUGGACAACAUGCAAUUUCGAAUGGGACUAAUAAUGAAAGAAGAGCAGACUUUUAUCGGUGAAAUUGUUGACAAGCUGAAAUUGAUUGCAUUAAGUGCAAUCGCAAACAUAAAUGAGGAUGAAAUGAGCUUUGCAGUAGCGGUCUUUGAAGGCUUCAAAGAUGAAGUGGCAAUAAACAAGGUCAAAAUUGAAAAACUCGUGGUAAAGUACGGAGGUGUCUCUGCUGGCGCAAAAAACGGUGAACGAGGCUAUUUGCUGACGUCCACCAUCGGAUAUAUGAGGGACAUUUGCCUUAAUUUAGGAAUGCUGAGCGACUCGUUUGAAACGUCAGUUCCAUGGGAUCGAGUAUUGCAACUUUGCCAAAACGUGAAAAGUGUAGUGGCAGAGGAAAGUAAAGAGAAGGGACUGAAGCACCUGUCUGUUUGCUGCCGAGUCACCCAAGUGUACGAUACAGGUGCGUGCGUUUACUUCUACUUUGCGUUCAACGCGGCUGGUGUUGUCGAUGCCCUUCGCGUCUACGAGCAAAUCGAAUCCCGGGCCAGAGACGAAGCGAUUGCCUGCGGAGGCAACAUUUCGCACCACCAUGGGGUUGGCCAAAAGAGACGCAAGUGGGUGCCCAGGCAAAUAUCGCCGACCGCUGUCGGGUUGUACUCGGCAAUCAAGAAAACACUUGAUCCCAACAACGUGUUUGCUGUCCAGAACAUUGUGCUGCCUGCUGAGAUCACGAGCAGCAAGCUUUGAAAUUGAAAACUGGAGCAGGCUAAUGGAUUUCUGAAUAAA
This is a messenger RNA of Cloeon dipterum, 1940 nucleotides long. RefSeq names its product alkyldihydroxyacetonephosphate synthase, peroxisomal-like. Gene Ontology annotation, cellular component: peroxisome. The coding region runs from base 30 to 1901 and encodes 623 amino acids. The record is from RefSeq and is a predicted model, not a curated record. Gene Ontology annotation, molecular function: alkylglycerone-phosphate synthase activity; FAD binding. NCBI's taxonomy places the organism in Eukaryota, Metazoa, Arthropoda, Insecta, Ephemeroptera, Baetidae. The transcript has 12 exons. Gene Ontology annotation, biological process: lipid biosynthetic process.